UAAACUAGAGCAACCUCCUACGUGAGUCGGUGAUAUUUUCGAACUCGGAUUUAAUGUCUCGGACUGUCUAAUUUCAGGACUCAAGAAUAACGUUGCUUUGAAAUCAGUCAAGGUAAAGGACACUCUGUGGCCACUUUGUAUCCCGAAAAAAACUCACACACUGACUCUAACUUUGAAAAGAAUCAUGACUCAGUUCAACAAGGGGCCAGCCUACGGAUUAUCUGCUGAGGUGAAAAGCAAGAUUGCACAGAAAUAUGACAUGCAAAAGGAAGAAGAACUUCGGUUCUGGAUUGAGGAGGUGACAGGAAUGCCCAUCGGUGACAAUUUUCAAAAGGGUCUGAAGGAUGGUGUCAUUCUUUGCGAAUUGAUAAACAAACUACAACCAGGCUCAAUAAAGAAAAUAAAUCAUUCGCAGUUGAACUGGCACAAGCUGGAGAACCUUGGGAAUUUCAUCAAAGCUAUCUUGGUUUAUGGCUUGAAGCCCAACGACAUCUUUGAAGCCAAUGACCUCUUUGAAAAUGGCAACAUGACUCAAGUCCAGACCACCCUACUCGCCCUAGCCAGCAUGGCGAAGACCAAAGGCAUGGACACAAAGAUCGACAUUGGCGUUAAAUACGCUGAUAAACAGAUGCGGCAUUUUGAUGAGGAGAAAAUGAAGGCAGGCCAGUGUGUCAUUGGGCUUCAGAUGGGAACCAACAAGUGUGCAAGCCAGGCUGGUAUGACUGCUUAUGGGACCAGGAGACAUCUGUAUGACCCAAAGACACAGACAGACAAACCCUAUGACCAGACCACCAUUAGCCUGCAGAUGGGCACCAACAAAGGAGCCAGCCAGGCUGGCAUGGCCGCCCCAGGUACAAGAAGAGACAUUUAUGAUCAGAAGGUUGCCUUGCAACCUGUGGACAACUCUACCAUCUCUCUGCAGAUGGGCACCAACAAGGUGGCAUCUCAGAAGGGCAUGAGCGUCUACGGGCUUGGCAGGCAGGUCUACGACCCCAAGUACUGUGCUGCCCCAACGGAGCCUGUCAUCCAUGCCAACGGAAGCCAGGGCACAGGCACGAAUGGCUCAGAGAUCAGUGACAGUGACUAUCAGGCCGAAUACCAAGAGGAGGAGUACCAGGGCAACUACCAUGACGAAUACAGCGGGCACUACAACGACCAGGGCAUCGACUAUUAGGAAGAUCCGCAACUUUAGUUGAAGCAGUAUUAUCAUGAGUAUAUCAACAGAGCAAGUCUUUUGCUAUCCUCACUAGUCUUCCUGUUUUUUCUUUGUUUUGUUUUUUUUUGUUUUUAUUGAGGCAUAAGAGUGAAAGAGAGAGUUUUAGCCUUGUGAGCAUUCCCCUCAGUUUUGUUUUGUUUUGUUUCGUUUUAAUCUGUCAUAGAUAUAGUGUCAUUCCUAAGACCUGUUCCCUUAAGAUUGAAAACAUUCCUUUAAAAUUCUUUUUUUUUUUUAUAUGUUAUAAAGUGUGGAGUACUGUGAAGUAAAGAUUUUGCAAACUAUACAGCAUCAGCUCAGUACGAUAAUUACAGUUUUUAUUUAUACUCCAUGCUUUUUAUUUCACUCUUUUUCCAUUCUUCUCAAAGGAAAUCAGUCUCACCAGUCUAAAGGAUCCACCAUUCAACUACAAGUGACUGAUGAUGUUUUUUGGAAAUUAUAUUUUUUUAAAAAAAAAAACGGACAGAAUGGAGGCAGAGAGCCUUCUCGUGUCAUUCCUCUUGGUUUUUACAAUCACUAGAAGUCUGAACACUUUUAAAGAGUAAAUUCAUUAGACUGUAUGACCAAAAAAAAAAAACCUGUUUAGUUUUCCUGCUUUUGUCAUCGUUUUAUUUGUGCCAUAGUGUUAUGUCCUACUUUACCGAAAAGGUCCCUCUCCAGCUGUAUUUAUUACCAUGUCUCUCAGUAUAAACUCUUACUCUGUUGUAUGGUUCUUUUAAUGAAAAAAAAAUUGUAUGUUAUAAAUAAAGCAUCGAAUGCCUUGGUUCUCCAAGCAUUUCUAUUCAUAGUUUA
Molecule: messenger RNA, 2005 nt
Organism: Chanos chanos (milkfish)
Lineage: Eukaryota; Metazoa; Chordata; Actinopteri; Gonorynchiformes; Chanidae
Gene: cnn3a
Product: calponin 3, acidic a
Exons: 7
Coding region: 185-1174 (329 amino acids)
Biological process (GO): actin filament organization; actomyosin structure organization
Cellular component (GO): actin cytoskeleton; focal adhesion
Molecular function (GO): actin filament binding
Source: RefSeq, a predicted model, not a curated record